Lodderomyces elongisporus is the source of this 1509-nucleotide messenger RNA. RefSeq names its product Smm1p (gene SMM1). The transcript has a single exon. Gene Ontology annotation, cellular component: cytoplasm. Gene Ontology annotation, molecular function: tRNA dihydrouridine synthase activity; flavin adenine dinucleotide binding. The coding region runs from base 1 to 1509 and encodes 502 amino acids. NCBI's taxonomy places the organism in Eukaryota, Fungi, Ascomycota, Pichiomycetes, Serinales, Debaryomycetaceae. Gene Ontology annotation, biological process: tRNA dihydrouridine synthesis. The record is from RefSeq and is a predicted model, not a curated record.
AUGGCUCUUACAUAUACAAAUAAAGUUUGUCUUGCACCCAUGGUCCGUAGUGGUGAACUACCCAUCCGUUUACUAGCCCUUCGUUACGGAUGCGAUCUUGUUUGGUCGCCAGAAUACAUCGAUCGGAAAAUCAUUCAAACACAACGCAGAGUCAAUGCAGAACUCAACACCAUUGACUAUAUAAUACCAAACAACAAGGAUCCAUCAAAGAUGAAGCACAACCAAGACAAUGUAGUAUUUCGCAAACAUCCAGAGGAGACGGGAAAAUUGAUCUUUCAACUCGGAACAAGCACACCAGAAUUGGCAGUAGAGGCGGCACUGCGAGUAAUUGAGGAUGUAGAUGGCAUUGACUUGAAUUGCGGGUGCCCAAAAUCAUUCUCUACCCACGGCGGAAUGGGUGCUGAGUUGUUGAAAACACCAGAUAUACUCUGCUCAAUAUUAAGAGCACUAGUUGAAAAAGUUGGCAACCCAAAUAAGAAACCCAUCAGCUGCAAAAUCAGGCUCUUGCCCAACUUUGAAGCUUCAAAACUCUUAAUUGAACAAAUUUGUCAAACGGGGAUCAGAAAUUUGACUAUACACUGUCGAACACCCAUUAUGCGAAAUAGACAAGACCCAUUCUGGAAUUAUUUGCCCAAACUUAUACCGAUAAUUGAGUCACAUGGAAUAAGUGUCAUACUCAAUGGUAACUUCCAAGGUAGAGGAGACUUGACCAGCUUGCAAGAAGCAUUGGGAAACCCAAACUUGAGUAUCAUGAUAGCAGAAGGAGCAGAGGCAAACCCUUCUAUAUUUAUUAACACCAACACCAACACCAACAAUAGCAACACCCAUUCUGUUGCAAAUACGCCAUCACUGCCGAAAACACAGGCUGAGAUCAUCAAUGAAGUAGUCGAAUUGGGCAAAAAGUACUAUUUAUACUCUGGUACCAAAUUCAUGGUGUCCAAUAUGACCCCGGGCAAGUCAAUAUAUUUUCAAAAGUUUGCACGCCUGAAAAGUUUUGAACAAAUGGAGGAAGUAAUCAAGGAGAUGAAUAAUGAAGGUGGAUGUGAAGACGAAAGUAAGAAUCUGAGGGAAGCUUCAGAUUUUAGUGCUCGCAGCAACACUAGCACCACCACCACCACCAGUAUUGAUAAAAUUUAUAAAAUCAUGACCAAAGAUUGUCAGAAACCCAGAUUUUGGGAUGCAGAAGGCUACCAGAACUACAUGGCACAACGGCAGAAUAAGAUGCAAAGAUACUUUAAAAAUUGGAAUGAAGAAGAGAUGUUGAAAGACUUGAACGACACACCUACACCGAGGACAAACGAAACUUUCAACAGUGGGAACAAACGUCAGGGUAAGAGCAAAAAUAGCAACAACAACAACAACAACAACAACAACAACAACAACAACAAAACCAAGGGUGACAAAGAAACGGAAAAAGCAUUAAAGCGUCAUUCUCAACAAGAAGAAAUAGAGAACAAAGUGAAGGUCCAAAAACUUGAUGGCGAUGCAAUUCACGCGCAAAUGGUUUGA